GUUUGGUGGUUGGUUGUGCCGGCAGCUGAAGUAGUGUGAUUUUGUGCUUCGCGAAUAACUUUCGUAGUUGAAGCGACUUGGUUCUACAUGCAUUUGGUAAGACUCAGGAAAGUGAAGGCGACAUAACCGAUCCCCUUUGCGUUGGAGGACACUCAACAUGGAAGAGGUAACGAUGAACGAGCUUAAAAUAGUACUGGACGUACAACGUAUCAUUUUGGCAUGUAAAAGAAAUGAUAUUAAGUUCCUGCAACACCUGGAACGAUCUGACACAUUGCAGCACUGUGAACCGACCGAGAUUGACGAGGAGAGUCACAAUGCGUUUUACUAUGCCAUACGUUCUGGAAAUGUUGAGCUGCUUAAAACACUGAUUGACAAGUGGCCAAGCCAUGAUUUUAGCAAACCGGACCGUGCACAACUGCUGGACAAUCUCCUUUCAGAUGCAUAUGAAGAAUUGAAAUUGAAGAACAUGUCGCUCGGCGGAAAAAUCGAGGAAUUUGUGGAGGAAAGGCUUAUUCACCUACGUUUCUAUUCUGAAAAAUUUGGCAACGAUUCUGAUAACGAUGAUAUUAAUGACCGAAUAAACAUGGUCAUCGAAGAUUUGGAUCGAUUGAACCAGGAAUACUCUCCGAAGAACGUGGAAGUUGAUGACAAAUUUCUGUUCCUGUGCAGGAUUAUGGCACAAAAUCUCCAUGUUUUGAAAGGGCGGCUAAAAUCAACGUACAACGUGCUGCCUUGGGAAGAGAUGGAAUUUUGUUUGUGUGCUUUUGUGUCGUCUCAUACCAAACAACAGGAAAUCAAUUUUUUCUACAAUGCGGUCCUGGACAAGACAAGAUUAUUAAAACAUACGAAAAUUUUCCUACGAGUCAUAGAAAAUAUGAGACCACUCACAGGUCAUGCUAAAUGCAUAAGUAAAACUGGUCGAAAACGCGUUGAAAACAUCAAAGAUAUCCUAGAUAUAAAUCAGGACUUCGAAGGACUCUAUUCAGAUUACGCUCAAAUAAAAGAUAUGUACUCAUUAGACCGAAUCAAGUACUAUGUUGAACUAGCUCUAACCGAUGUAGAGAACGAUAACUUGCACUGUCUUGCUGCCGAAAGAGCUCUGCAUGUUAUGGGUGAAUACUUGAAAAACACUCCGUUAUCUCCACAUUUAUCGGAGAUAGUAAGUGACAUGUUGCUUGUUAGUUUCCAUAGGCAUCAGAGAAAAACUAUGAUCGAAUUACGUGAUCAUUUGUCACAUGCAAUAGUAGAUAAUAAUUAUAUAUACGAAAAACGCGCGGAAGCUCGUCGGUUGAAACUGAAUUUUAGAGAGGGAUUGAAGCAACUGGCUAAUGUCAUCCAAGAUGUCAUGCUCGAUAGAAAACAACAAAUGCUAAUUAUGGCACAUAAACAACUAACCAAUAAUCAGCAGUCUGUAUCAAAACAAGCCAAACUAGUUCGAAUAUUAAAGAACGCAGAUUUGGAGUAUUUUGAUUUACAACGGUAUAGCUCAAAAAUAGAUACUCUAACUGAAGACUUCAUAUCUAGCGUACAUUUUUACGUGCCAGAUUUAACGCAUUAUGAGAAAGGUUUAGUGGUCAAGAUACAAGAAACUCUUGAAUUGGCAAGAAAAAGUGUUUCUAAUACUCCCACAAGAUACGUUUCCUCAUUAAAGUGUUUAAUGAAGCGUUUUAAUUCUUUUCCGGUUUUGCAUGUAAAAGAUUUGGUCACAAAAAUCGGUAUAUAUGCAAAAUUAUUUGAUUCAGGUGAUCUGUAUGUCGAUAUAGAUAAACUGGUCUGGAGUAUUGAAUCGAAACUUUCGUUAUCCGCACGAAAUGAAAUAUUUGAAAUUUACGAGAAGCUUUUUAAUAUCGCAAAACUAAAAAAUAAUAAAAUUGACUGUAUUGAGAAAUAUAGGUAUUCACUCAAACCAAAAACUAAUCGAACUUGCCUCGACGAUACCAUAAAUUCUCUUUUCGAUCAGAUCAAGGAGACAGCAUGCUUUGGUGAUAAAGAGAAACUACAAUUUACGAAACAUAUAGAAAAGUUAAAGUGUGAUUGCGAGAAACGUGCUGAUAAUCGUUCAACGUAUGGAGAGUUUCUAAAAAAAGCGCAGAAAUAUCUCGACUUGGCAGAUUUGAAAUCAUUUUAUGAAAGUGUUACGAAGUUAUUUUCGAAAAUGAAGGAACCCAUACCGAAAAAGAUUGAAAGGGUUGUGAAUGAUAUUAGGAAAGAAAAAGAAUUGAAGUACACACAACAUUUUCAUGAACGAUUAGAAAUGUUGCAAAAUUUAGUUUCAACAAAUUGUACCCAUACAGAAAAAAUUAGGAAUUCUGCUCUCGAAACUUUAUUGCUUGACAUUUUUGCAUACUUGGAGGAAAAAUUAACACUUUUAGAUGCAGGUGCACGAAGUACCGCAUCAUGCUUAGACAAGAAUGUUCCAAUCCUGACUGGAAAGCAGAUGCGCAAUUUUUUGGCACAUGGUAAUGCCUUACCACGCAUUGUAUCUUCCAACCCAUUAAUAGCAGUUAUUUGCAAUGUUCGAGAGAUACUUCAAAAUAAAAGCACCUUACUAGAAAGUUGCGAUUGCAAGAAAAUUGCCCAGCCUAAUUCGUCGUUCAAAGAAUGGAAGCAGAGUGUUCGCAAUAAAGUUGAGUCAAUAACCAAUCAACAACAGAUGUUUGCAGCUGCAGAAGAAAACAUUAUUGAAAAUGUGCUUAAAUAUAUACAAAUCGGAGCAGAUAAAAGCGCAAAAGAUUUUAAUCAUUGUAACAUUCUGCACUAUGCUGCCAGAGGUGAUAGUAUAAACAUAUUUGAAUAUUUUCACAAUAAAGACUUGCUUGAGUUCAAAAACCAUGAAGGUAACCAACCAAUACACAUUGCGGCUGAAUGUGGCAGUUUGAAAGUUAUAGAGUUUUUUAUGCGGGAAACCACAGCAGGAAAAUAUAAUUUAAUCAAUGCCAAACAAAAAAAUGAUUUCACACCAUUGCACUUUGCUGCACGAAAGGGUCACAUCGAAGUGGUUAACGCUUUACUAACUAAAGGUGCUAAAGUUGAUGCUAUUGACAAUGAAAGUUGGACACCAUUGCACUUCGCAGCGGUGAAUGGUCACACAGAAGUGGUUGGCACUUUACUGAGCAUAGGUGUCCCAAUCGAUGCUACAACUAAUGGGGGUUUUACGUCAUUGCACAUUGCAGCAGAAAAUGGCGUCACUGAAGUGGUUAACACUUUAUUGACCGAAGGUGCUAAAGUCGAUGCUACGCAAAUUGAUAGUUGGACACCAUUGCACAUUGCAGCGCUAAAUGGUCACACAGCAGUGGUUCAGACUUUACUGGUUAAAGGUGCCAAAGUUGAUGUAAUAGAAAUUGACAGUUGGACACCACUGCACUUUGCAGCACAAAAUGGUCACACCGAAGUAGUUAACAUUUUACUGACUUAUUGCGCCUCCAUCGAUGCUACAACUAAUAAGGGCUCUAUGCCAUUGCAUAUUGCAACACAAAAUGGCCACACCGAAACAGUUCACAUUUUACUGAGUAAAGGCGUUAAAGUCGAUGCAACGGAUACAGACCGUGUAACACCAUUGCACUUUGCAGCAAAUAAUGGUCACACCGAAAUAGUUAAAAUUUUACUGGCUAAUUGUGCCCCUAUCAAUGCUACAACUAAUGAGGGCUCUACGCCAUUGCACUUUGCUGCAAGAAAUGGUUGCAUCGAAGUGGUUAACACUUUAAUGACUAAAGGUGCUAAAGUCGAUGCAACGGAUGCAGAAAAUGUGACACCGUUGCACUUUGCAGCGAAUAAUGGUCACACGGAAAUAGUUAACAUAUUACUAACUAAAGGUGCUCAAGUCGACGCUAUAAUUGAUAAAGGUUUUUCGACAUUACACAUUGCAGCACAAAAUGGUCACACCAAAGUGGUUCAAACUUUAUUGACCAACGGUGCUACAAUCCAUGCUACAACUGCUAAAGGUUUUUCGAUAUUACACAUUGCAGCAGAAAAUGGUCACACCGAAAUGGUUAACAUUUUACUGGCCAAAGGUGCUAAAGUCGAUGCAACGGAUAUAGGCAGUGUGACACCAUUGCACAUUGCAGCACAAAAUGGCCACCCCGAAGUAGUGAACAUUUUACUGACUAAUUGUGCCUCCAUCGAUGCUACAACUAUUGAGGGCUUUACGGCAUUGCACUUUGCAGCAAAAAAUGGGCACACCGAAGUGGUUAACACUUUACUGACUAAAGGUGCUAAAGUCGAUGCUACAACUGAUAAGGGUUUUUCAACAUUACACAUUGCAGCAGAAAAUGGUCACACCGAAAUGGUUGGCAUUUUGCUGAACAAAGGUGCUAAAGUCAAUGCAACGGAUAUAGACAGUGUGACACCAUUGCACUUUGCUGCACAAAAUGGCCAUACCGAAGUAGUUAACAUUUUACUGAUCAAUUGUGCCUCCAUCGAUGCUACUACUGCUAAUGAAGGCACUGCGCCAUUGCACAUUGCAGUAAAAACAGGUCACACCGAAGUGGUUCACACUUUACUGACUAACGGUGCUAAAGUCGAUGCAACGAAUAUAGACAGUGCAACACCAUUGCACUUUGCAGCAAACUAUGGUUACAUCGAAGUAGUUAACAUUUUACUGACUAAAGGUGCUAAAGUCGAUGCAACGGAUAUAGCCAAUGUGACACCAUUGCACAUUGCAGCACAAAAAGGUCAAACCGAAGUGGUUUACACUUUGCUGACAAAAGGUGCUAAAGUCGAUGCAACGAAUAAAGACAAUGUGACACCAUUGCACUUCGCAGCACAAAAUGGCCACACCGAAGUAGUCAACAUUUUACUGACUUAUUGUGCCUCCAUUGAUGCUACAACUAAUAUGGGCUCUAUGCCAUUGCACAUUGCAGCACAAAAUGGCCACACCGAAGUAGUCAACAUUUUACUGAGGAAAAGUGCUAAAGUUGACGCAACGGAUAUAGAUAGUGUGACACCAUUGCAUUAUGCAGCACAAAAUGGGCACACCGAAAUAGUUAACAUGUUACUAACAAAUGGUGCCAAAGUCGAUGCAACGGAUAUAGACAAUUGGACACCAUUGCACAUUGCAACACAAAAUGGGCACUCCGAAGUAGUUAACAUUUUACUGACUAAUGGUGCCUGCAUCGAUGCUACAACUAAUGACGGCUCAACGCCAUUGAACUUAGCAGCACAAAAUGGCCACACCGAACUGGUUAACAUAUUAUUGACUAAAUAUACUUAAAAACUGAAUAGUGAUAAUCAGAAUAGUCGUGUGACUUCAUACACUGUUGGGAACAUUUGUUGAAUGUCAAUGCGUAUAGCUUUCUGCAUGUUACUAUUUUUACGGGUUGUUCCACUUUUAACCCAAUUGAGUAGCUGGGGGAGAGGGCUGGGUUGUAAACUACCUGGCAAAUCCUGACAAAAUUCGUAAAAAAUGAUUUCAAACGCUGAUAGUUAUAUGGAAAGUGAAAAGUAUUUACAAGGCUUUAAGAGGCAAACCGAGUUGAGUACAAACUGUGAAAGGAAUUGAAUAAUGCCAAUACUUAGGAUUAACGAUGGUAAUUAAUGAGGCGUGAUCAUAUCUAAUCCAUAUUUUCGGGCAGAGGCUGGUAUGGUGUUUUUCAUCAGCAAAUUAUCUUUAAUGGCAUCCAAUAGCAAAUUAAAGUACAUUUCAUUGAAUGCAUCAGCCAUUUUGGUGUUGUAGAGGUAUUUAGUACAGCCCCAUGAAAACUGUUUGUUGCCUGCAGCUACCACCAAAUGCCAGUAGCGCUAGCUACGUUCCAAAUAUUUAAAGUCUGUUCACAUGAACUGUACAUCUCUGUUUGAAAGUGGGAUUCAGAAUAACUAAAUAUUAACAACAUAUGAGAAAGCACGCUUUUUCUUGCAUUGCUUCUUCUCUAUAAAAUCCGUACGUUUUUAUCGCGUCAAUACCGGUUAAGCACAUCAAAAUGAAGUUUGUUUGCUUUGGACAAGUUUCAGGUCGUGUUAACAACAUUGGCUCGUAGCAAUGUGAAUGUUGCUUAAAGCGCGUUCGCUGUCAUUUUUGGCAACUAUCCGAGCCAGGAAGCCAGCUUAUGUUGGCUUCACUCAUUUUUCAAAGAAACGCCAAAACAUUCACCCUCUUGAUUUAGUAAGGUUACCAUAAGUUAGCACCAGCCAGAUACAAAAAAAUCUAAAAGAGUUGACGUGUGACACGAAUUGUGUGUGCUAAUCAGUGAAGUUCGGAAAGUCUUCGCGAGGUUGAAAUUUUUUUGGCUGGCCAGCUAAUGUGGAAUAUAAGCGCAAUCCUUUCAUUUUAGGAAGAAUAAUAGACGAAUCAAUGUGGCAUCUCAACUAAUGGAUAAAUAAAGGCUUAUCUACCCUAUGUGCCCUUCAUGCUCGAUUUUUUAAUCACAAAUUGGAGAAAAAACGCACAUUUGAUUAAAUAUGACAGUUUAAGUACAAAUGAAAUAUAAACACCGAUGGUUCAUAACCCAGCCAUAAAGCAAUUGAAAAAACGUCAAAAACAACAACACUUACAAUCUCAACACGACAUAAACAAAUAUAGGUAUGCAUAACACUCACAUUUUCGGGACAAAUCCAGCCAUUUGGAUAUCACUUUACAAACAAUCAAAAAACUUUUCGUGAUCAAUUGUCAGUACGACGUCUGCAGCUGACAACUGCAGACGUCGUACUGUACAACUGUACGCUUCUGUGUUAGGACAACAACUGGCUAGUGGUUAAAUACAAACUCACACAAAGCGAUACAUUGAGGAGUUACUAGAACAAAUUGCUGGCCAAUAACCAACUUUUUUUUUGAAUUUUCAUUUAGUUAUAUUUUUUACAUACCUAAAAGAAUACUAUAUAAUAUGGCAAAAUAAGGAGUAUGUCGAAAAUCGGACAUCAUCAGCAAGGUAGCAACUGCACAAAACAUGAACAGUCUUUCCCGUCAUGAACGAAUCAUACGGCUUGGGUCUACGAAUCCGAAUCGAGGGUCUGGAUCCAAGUCUGUGCCUGGUUUAGAUCGUGACCUGGUAAGGGGAAAAGGGGAUAUGCUAGAUCCGGGAACCGGUCCGGAUCCGGGAACAGGUCUGGAUCCGGGACAUGGUCUAGUUCUAAACUGAACAUGUUCGGAUCCAUGGACUGGUACAAAGCACCACAUCGAUUUUAAAAUUUUUAUGUCCUAUCCAACCUGCGAAAAAAUCCGCAAUUCGGAAUUCUGGCAGAAAUCCGCCAGAGUACCGGUUAGAUUGACUCGAUACUAAUACUAUCAUAGAAAUCGACCGACUUAUCCUACAUACGAACAGAGCCGAGGUUGACAUAUACUGCAAAAGUGUUUGGUUGUGUGAUGCACAUACGUGAACAGCUACCAAUAUUCGUCAUUCUACCGUUCAUUACCUUUGCGGUAAUCAGGCAUGGGAAAAUUCACUCAUUCGUUUGAUUGCAUCUGAUAGCCAUUCAUCCUUGGUUCAGCCGCACACAAUCAUCAUAGUGAGCAUGGAGCAACGAACCAUGAGAGAAUGCGAUGAAUCCUCUCUCCACCACCAUGUUUGUGCACUCCGAACGGUCAGCGAACGCACUAUGUAAGUGAGUGGUUAAAAAAAUACUUGAAACGAACCGAACGUCAGCAAACAGGCAGGACUUCAAUUCUGGAUGAAUCAAAAUUCGCUCACUCAUCGAAUGCAUUUGUUGACUCAUUCAGAGGGUUCCUUGUAUGUAAUUCCAAUAAUAAGUAUGAGGCGCUAUAUAGGGUGAAGUGCCUAUUUUCACCAUACUAAGCAGGGGGUCUCACUAUUUCAUAAAUUUCUUGUCCUACAAUCAAUGGAAUGCGUGAAAAUUGACAUCAACAGCUUUGCUUCGUUGUUAAGAACCAAGAUAAUUACACAAAUGCGCUGAAAACAGUGAAAUACUCGUGUUUGAGCUCAACGAAAACUCGAAUCGAGUGCCCCUAUUGUUGUGCUACCAUUUGACUCAAUGUGUUGAACAAAGAUGGCAGAUUCUGCUCUAACCAACGGCUUCAAAUGGGUGGCGCGAUAAUAGAAACAUGGCGAAAAUGGGCUCGUCACCCUAUAUCGUUUACGCAGAGCUGUAGGAAUUAGAUUUUUCUUUAAACUUCUUGUUCGGCUCGGAAGCAUUUUGGUGAUUAUAAGCCGGGAAAUUACAUGAAAAUAUAGCACAGUUUGAAUACUGUGUCUGUGACAUAUGACUUCUAUAAUAAUCAUUGCUUCAUAGGCAAGGACUCGACGUCGCUUUUGGGAAUGAUUUGAGACAGUAUCGUCGCAUUCGGAAAGCGAUAGAAAUUGUUAAAUUUAAAAUUAAUUCUUUUGAAAGGCUAACGCGAUGUUUAUAUAAACAAAUGCAUUAUACCGCUACGGAGCGUAAUUUCCUCACCCUUCGUAGUAGCAAUCGCACAGCUGUUUAUUAUAGUAAAUUAAGAGUAAAAACGAAAUUAAAGUUUGUUUUGCUAUUGUUAAGAUUAUAUUGAUUUGUAGACAGAGCUGCGCUAAAUAAAUUUAAGUGUUGGAUACGUUGUACAUAAAAACGUAUUGACUCCAAAAAUACGUCUGUUGGACUUUUUUUUUCAUAACUAGUUCGUAGAGAUAAUGACGGAUAUCAAUAUUUUUGUAAUUAUCUAUGUUUUUGGAACGAGUUUGACGAGUUGGUUUUGAAAUACCGUCAUCGGUGAUUACUUUACGCCAAAAAUAGAACGUUUUGUACAUUACACUCAAGAACUACGAUCACGCAACUUCAAAUUUGAAACUGUUCGAUGUUUUACAUAUGGCACAAGUACCUCCAAAGUCAUUGAAAAGAACUUUUGGAAAAUCAAGAUUGAACGUGAAAUCUAAAGAGCUAAAAUUGGCGUAAAGUCACCCCCAAGGGGGCUACUGUGCGCCAAAAUUUUUUUUCACAAAAUCAUGUUAACUCCUUGAUUUAUUGUGAUAGAUUAUGCUCGUUAUUUAUGUGUGAAAGCAAAUGAAUGUAGCGCUCGUAAAAAUGAAAGGGUGUGUUCAAAAACUGCGUACCACGCAUCCAAUAACCUUGUUUUGGAGAGUCGAUAAGUCCUACAAUGAAAAAAGCAAGCCGAGAAAAGAAGCUCUACAUGAUAUACUUGAUAUUGAUGAUAUUGAGCCUUAAGAAUUAGACCACCUUGUUCUAGUAUUUUUCUAAAAGUAGUUUUAAUUGUGUUACGGAGUGCAAAGGCUUUUCCAACAGAAACGUUUUAAUGGUCAGGUCAGUUCAUCCAUCUUUUAUGGCAUAUCCAUUUAUAAUACGACGAAUUUCGCGCCAACUUGAACAAAUGUUGGGAACACCCUCUCAGAUUUUAAUGAAACUUUCUGUACAUGAGAAAUUUGUCACAAAAAGCCACUUUGCAUACUUUGUUUUUCCAAAAAUGAUCCAGACAAGCUUUUGAGAAGGUCAAACUUUUUUAACCAAUUUUUUUUUCAAAUGGCUAUUGUCUAAAAAUGAUAAAUCCUACAAAAAAAUGUUGUAGGAGUUAUUUUCGCAAAAUUAGUCAUGAGUUGGGCACUUUCAAGAAAAAAAGUUAUUUGAAACAAACUUUUCCUUGUCCAAACUGAUUUUUAGUGUAUUUUUAUCGAAAAUUAAACCAAUGAAAGUCAUAAUCAUCUCAGAAUCCAAUAAAACUCAGUUUGUCAAAAGAUAUUGUCCAAUUUAGCAAUUAAGGGUGUUUAUACGCGAUUAAAGAGUUUUUAAACUAUAUGGGGUUGGCUCGAUCGGUAGUUACCGAAGAAGCUGGUUUCAUUCCAGUAAACCACAUUCAGAAUUUAAGUUGGUUUCUGUCACAAUUUCGAAUCAAAUAAAACAACCGAUGGCGGCUCAUUGCUUUAUUUAAAACUGAUUGUGGCUGAUUUGUGGUGAUUUGACUAGGAUUUAAUAGUAUUUACAGGUAUGUUCCGUUGGGAUCAUUUUAGAUGUUUUGAUGCAUUUUUUUCAAAUUUACCCUUUGGUCGUUAUAACACCUCGUACACUAUUUUUGAACUUUAUAACCUUGAAUGUCAUGUGCGUCAUGAUAUCCUAAGCCAUUGUUUAAUAUUGUGGUUGUAGUUGAAAACUGGAAAAUCGAACCAGACACAAUCGUAUUUUCUUUUGUUUUUAGCAAUGGAACACACUACUCCCGACGUCGUGAAUUAGAAUUGAACAAAAGAGAAAAAAAAUAUCGCUGAUAGGAUUUUCCAGUUUUCAACUGUAACGAUAAUAUUUUAACUGCACAAAAGAUAGACAGAUUAAUGAAUAGGGGAAUCGGGGGCAAGUCCGACACCGUGGGUAAGCCCGACAGCUCAUAACUUUUCCCAGAUAUCAAAUUUUAAAUCAUACAAUAAUAACAGGAUAUGAUUAGUACGAUUAUUUUGAGUAUUUCGAGACACAUAUAUGCCAUAUAGAUUCAUCCAACGUCACAAAAUAAACAAAAUAUGCGAAAGCAAAGUUGAUGCGCACUUGGAUGUUAUUUUUAGUUGAAACAUUUUAAGGUUUUAACAGCACAAAAGUUUUGAAAAUUACCAGUAUUUUGCCACACAUUCUAAUCUAUUCUGCCGGAUUGUUGAUCAACAGAGUUCCGAAAAAUCAUAACAUGAACCGGAUAGCUCACUACAAAAGGGUAUGUCACUUCUAAGUGAAUGAAUCUUAGUAACAGGGGAUAUAUUCUUCUUGCAGAACGGAUCUUACUUCUUAGAAUGGCUUCACAAGCGGUAAUAAAGCUAGAAAAGAUUAAUGGGGAAAACCAAGUGUUGAACAUUAUUUAUUCACACCACACAUUCGUAUGCUUUUCCUCUUGCUACGCGAUGAUAUUCCAGAAAGCAUGCAUCUGCAUCACACAUACUCAUAUACACAUAAUUACACUUUAUCACACAUACAUUACACAUUUUUAAUGAAAAAAUUGGACAAAAAGAAAGCUAACAAGUAUGUCGCUCUUCCCACUUCGGGGUGUCGGUCUUACCCGCAGCGUUUUUAAAAUGUUAUUUUUUCUCCUUUUGGCAAACAAUAAUUUUUAAUGAAUCCAAUUUUUUGAAACAAUGAAAAAAAUAUAUCUUGUUAAGAACCAUCUAAACAAGGAUUAUGCACAGAAUAUACAAUUUUUGGAGCUUCAUGGUAAUUUGGAAAAAUGAUUGCGCUUAGGGUGUCGGACUUGCCCCCGGUUCCCCUACUGAAAUAGUAAAAAGUACUUCAACAUGAUACAGAAAAAAUAAAGUCAGUAACUUGUAGGAUAACGCCGUUAAACGAUAAGCUUGCGUAUGUAAAAAUUAAAAAUCCUGCAUCUUGAGCUAUUUUACCUUUGCACUUCUUCCCAUAUAUUACCUCUACAAAGGAUAGAGAACCGAUUGAACGAUUAAAUGAUUGGAUAUGAUGAUUGAAUCAAGAUUAGACUCAUCGAGGGGCUCGCAAACCAAAAUAAUAAUAUUCCAAUCUGAUUCACUCAAAUCCAAACAUCAUUCUUAGAAAAUAUUGAGAGAAUGAGAGGCUCUCCGACUUAGAAUGAACGGGAGUCAAUUGAGUGCCGCACAGCCGCUAUCGCUAAUGAGCUUUGCGACAAGCUCAGUGUAUACUUCCUGGCGUUUACUUCGUGAGACAAACACAACGGUUGGUAGCAUGAGAUGUAUCAGAAGAUGAAUACAGAUGAAUGAAUUUCGAAUGUAUUUUUCCCAUACCUGGCGGUAAUAUGGGCUUAAUACAAUUGCGUGGUUUGUUACCAAAAAGACCAUAGAAUCUUACCCAAAAGUAAUUGGCGAUUCCACGUUGAAAACGAUCACAGAUAGCGCUGGAAGUGUUGCUGAUUUUAUUUUGUUAUGUCAUAGUGCACAUAUUUUCUGUAAACAAAACAACUUUUAAAGAACAUAUCACUUUUAAAUUUGUUGAGAAUUGCUUACGAAAACGAGGAAAACUAUCCUUGUAUAAUUUGAUAGGUAAGGUUCUUACGAAAAGGGUGUAAAACAUAGCGGUUUCUAAAAUCAUUCGCAUUGCUAUAUGUGUGCGGUUUCGAAAAUUAAUUUGUUGAGCACCGUAGCCUCCGCAACAUCAUUUCCCGUUACUCCUAAGUCAAGCUAAACUUUCAUGAGAUGGUGUAUAUUCAUGAAACUACACGGAUCACACGAAAAAAUAAUAUAUUCGGCUAAUUGGAAAGUAUCAGCUUUGCAUCAUACACAACCGAUCCAUCUCUCUGAUAGGCUUAACAGAAUCUCCUACGUAGUCCAAAAUAUGAGGGAGCUUAACAUUGGUACUAAUUGGGUCUCCGUUUGCAGUUAAAACAUUAUUUAUGAAAAGUAUUUUUAUAACCACCAUAAUACCCCUAUUACAUUCCGAAGAAAUAUUUGAGCCAAAUAGUUUCAAAUGGCUGUCAUUUAAGAAUAAUUGCAAAUAAAACUAAAUUUCUUUCUCGUUUCAUUCAUAUUUUGGCACUGGUGGGCCUUUUCCGAGAAGAAAAUGAAGUUCUUGUUGCAAGCUACGACUCACUUGCGAGUGAAAAAAACAAACUGUACCACUUCACCAGUUUGUGAGCUGAAUCAUAAGUGUCGCGAGACUAAUUUUAGUUUUGCCGCUAAUCUCCAAUAGAAACGUACCCGUCGGAUUUUGGAUGUCCUUAGGCUAAGAAUAAUAAUAAAGAUGGAAAACAUCAUGGUUUAUCUCUUAAAUUGUUAAAAAUGGCCACAUGUAACUGCA
Topomyia yanbarensis is the source of this 12618-nucleotide messenger RNA. RefSeq lists its product as uncharacterized. Gene Ontology annotation, cellular component: cytoplasm. The transcript has 2 exons. The record is from RefSeq and is a predicted model, not a curated record. Gene Ontology annotation, molecular function: protein binding. NCBI's taxonomy places the organism in Eukaryota, Metazoa, Arthropoda, Insecta, Diptera, Culicidae. The coding region runs from base 158 to 5209 and encodes 1683 amino acids.